Molecule: messenger RNA, 1435 nt
Organism: Dermatophagoides farinae (American house dust mite)
Lineage: Eukaryota; Metazoa; Arthropoda; Arachnida; Sarcoptiformes; Pyroglyphidae
Source: RefSeq, a predicted model, not a curated record
AAAAAUUCGAAUACAAAAAAAAAAAAAAAAAUAUUCAUAAAUAUUGUUACCAUCAUACUCCUCUCUUCUUAAUCCACAUUGUUUUUCUUUUUCGUUCCAAAACACUGUGCAGUGUGUGAUGUGGCCAAUAUUCAUUCGAGUGAAAAAAUUGAAUUUUUAAAAUUUUUAAAAUUUUCUCCUCAUUAAUCAUCAUUGACUUGAAACAAAAAUGAAACUUGUACGACGAGAUAUUGAUCCAAAAACUCAUAAAGGAUAUGUUGUAUUGAUACCGGAAGAAGAAGAAGAUAUGUGGCAUUUAUAUAAUAUACUACAAGAAGGUGAUCGUAUACGUGCUAGUACAUUAAGAAAAGUAAUCACUGAAUCGGCUACUGGUUCAACUGGUGCGAAUAAAAUUCGUACAACAUUAACAAUCCAAAUUGAAUCAAUUGAUUAUGAUUUUGAUGCUUGUAUGUUGCGUGUAAAAGGGAAAAAUGUGGCAGAAAAUCAAUAUGUUAAACUUGGUCAAUAUCAUACUAUCGAUAUUGAAUUGAAUCGUAAAUUUACCCAAUGGAAAGAAGAAUGGGAUUCAUAUUCAAUGGAAAGAAUGGAAAUAGCAUGUGAUCCGAUGAAAAAUGCAGAUCUAGCGGCAAUCGUUAUGAAUGAAGGUAUUGCACAUGUUUGUCUGAUAACCGAUUCAAUGACAUUGGUACGAUCGAAAAUUGAUGUACAUAUUCCACGUAAACGUCGUGGACAUUGUGAUCAACACGAGAAAGCGAUGCAAAAAUUUUAUGAUCAAAUUAUUCAGGCAAUCAUAAGGCAUGUUAAUUUUGAUGUUGUCAAAUGUUGUCUAAUUGCAAGUCCUGGUUUUGUGAAAGAUCAAUUUUUUCAAUAUCUAAUGGAAUAUUCCACAAAGAAUGAUAAUAAAACAAUAUUGGAUAAUCGAAAUAAAUUCAUUCUUUGUCAUUCAUCAUCGGGUUUUAAACAUUCGCUAAAAGAAAUUCUGGCUGAUCCAUUAUUACAAAAUCGAUUGGCCGACACAAAAGCAGCAAAAGAAGUGAAAAUAUUACAAGAUUUUCAACGUAUGCUGAUGACAGAUUCAUCACGUGCUUUCUAUGGCCGUCGCCACGUUGAACGUGCAAUCGAAGCACAAGCCGUGGAAACUUUAUUAAUAUCAGAUCGUUUAUUUCGCUAUAAAGACGUUACGAUCCGGCGAAAAUAUAUCGAAAUUGUGGAUAAAGUUCGUGAAUUGGGUGGUGAUGUACGAAUAUUCUCUAGCCUUCAUGUAUCAGGUGAACAAUUGGAUCAAUUUACGGGCAUAGCGGCCAUCCUGCGAUUUCCAGUGGCUGAAAUUGAAGAUGAAGAUUUAGAUGAAGAAGCUGAUGUUGAAGAAGAAGAAGAAAAACAAGAAAGAGGUGACAAUGAUAAACAACAACAAGACAACGAUGAUGAUGAUGAC